GCGGUCAGUCUGUAAAUAACCUCAAAGCAAUAUAGAAAUUCCUCGAGAUAUUCAAUUUUGUAAACAAAUAAUAAUUUAGCGAUUUUUGUUGACUGCUUUGGUCGGAGAUGGCCAACGACAGUGAAAAGGGCAGCAGCAAGCCGGAAGCAGCGAUACCAGCUAAACGACUGUCGACAACAGCGCCGCCUGUUGCCAACAACAACAAUAACAACGCGACGUCGGAUGGAAGUAAAAAGUCAAAUGGAAUGACACGGUUAACGCCAGCGAGGGACUUGACGUUGGGAGGACGUGGUACCAGUCGCAAGGUAUUUGCGCCCAACUUGAAUGCAGUGCGCAACAAGAAUACAAAUGUGAAGACAUCCAAGGAUUUCACCCAGUCUCGUGGUCGCGGGCGAGGUGCACGCGGAGCUGCUGGUGCAGCACGUGGGCGUGGCGCUGGCGGCACUGGCAACUCAUCGCUUAUACAGACUACAGGCGUCUUCUCCGAGGGAGCGGGUGCAGUGCAUCUUCGCAAACCUUCGAGUGGAGGCGGCGGGUCGUAUGCACGUGGUGGCGAUGAAGUGACUGUGUCACGUAAGCGUACCAUCGGCAAGGAUGAGAGGACUGCCGAUCAACGUGUGCAGGAUCUGAUCAGCGAUGACGACGUUGAAUCGGCCAGUGAUGAUGAAAUGGGCGGUGAUAAGACUGAGUUGAAUUACAAACCCAUCAUGCUUAAGGAAGGUCUAUGGCUCAGUGAAAAGCAAGUCGUCAAGCAAGAACCUCAAAGCAUUCCCAGCACAAAUACAGAUGCCGCAGCUUUACCUCAGCAGCUAGAAAGUCUCUUCGUACAUGAAACACCCGCGCAAUAUGGACGCUAUCCACGUAGCAUUGAAGCGUUUUUAUCUACGUCACAGUCCCCGCAGCUCUUUGUGAUGCAGCUUCCCAAUGUGUUGCCCUGCGUAGCGGACGAUGCAGAUGACGCGCCCCCUGCCAAAGCGCCGGCUGAUGCAAGUACGUCAACGGAACAAGCCAACAGUCCCAUGCCCGCCACAUCAACAGCAGCAAAUGGACCGAAGCCAAGCGUGCUGCAGCAGCUGGAGGAGGGACAGAUUGGCAAGAUACUGCGGUAUCGCUCGGGACGAGUCAAACUGUUGCUGGGCGACACGCUGUUCGAUCUGGAUCUAGGUCUGGAAUCGGGUUUUCUGCAGGAACUCAUGUCCAUCAGCUGCAAUCGUGAGCAGCGAAGCGGCGAUAUGAUUAAUCUGGGUCACAUUCAAGCGAAGCUCAAGGCCACACCCGACUGGGAGCACCUCUUUGAGCAGCAGGCUCGAGAAGAGCGAAAACGACAGCCAACGCCAGCGGCCACAUAGCUUAGAGAUCUUUAACAGCUUUUAGUUUAAGGAUGCGAUAUUGUAAAUUAUUAAAAGAUGUUUUUUUGCGAGAAGAAAAUGCUCUGUUUAAUUGUA
Drosophila albomicans is the source of this 1445-nucleotide messenger RNA. RefSeq names its product DNA-directed RNA polymerase III subunit RPC4 (gene RpIIIC53). Gene Ontology annotation, biological process: transcription by RNA polymerase III. The transcript is spliced from 5 exons. Gene Ontology annotation, cellular component: RNA polymerase III complex. The record is from RefSeq and is a predicted model, not a curated record. Gene Ontology annotation, molecular function: DNA binding. Lineage: Eukaryota; Metazoa; Arthropoda; Insecta; Diptera; Drosophilidae. The coding region runs from base 108 to 1349 and encodes 413 amino acids.